CCCUCCCCCCCCCGCCCUUGCCCACCCAUACAGCCAUGCUUCGCCUUGCCUCGGCUGCUCCUCUGCUGCGUCGCGCUGUUCCCAUGAUGGCCAGCCGUGGCCUGUCGACCCUCGGGUACAACAACGCCUCGGAGACCACGCUGGAGAACCUGGCCGACCAGCUGGAUGGCCUGGCCGAGCGUCUGCCCACCAUGAAGCAGCUGGAUGCCUCGCGCCGGGCGGAGUCCCUGCUGGAUGCCGACUACUCGUCCGGGGUGCUGACGCUGGACAUCAAGGCCGCCCCGUUCGGUGGCAAGAGCGGCACCUUUGUCAUCAACAAGCAGCCGCCGAACCAGCAGAUCUGGCUGUCUUCGCCGCUCAGCGGGCCACGCCGGUACAACCUCGACACCACCCGUCGUGAGUGGGUGCCCUGUCCGACCACGGCCGAGGGUGUGCCCCCGGGCGAGAACAUCGAGUCCCUGCUGUCGCGCGAGCUUACCGAUAUGCUGAGCAUCGGUCCGGUGCCGGGCACCGGGCGCAUCCUCAUCGAGCCCGCCGAUUUGGAGGAUGUGGACCUGUGAGCCUGACGGUCGCCAGCCGGGGGGUGGCCCUCGCGCCCGGUGUCCCCGCUCGGUCUCUGGGCUUCUGGCCGGCUCCUCGAACAUGCGAGGGGAUGAGAGCGCACGAUGAGGCCCCGCCGGUGUGCACAUGCAUUCUUUCCCGCUCUCCCCCCCCCCCUCCUCCUCUCUUUCUCCCUGGCUC
This is a messenger RNA of Fonticula alba, 741 nucleotides long. RefSeq lists its product as hypothetical. The record is from RefSeq and is a predicted model, not a curated record. Lineage: Eukaryota; Rotosphaerida; Fonticulaceae. Gene Ontology annotation, biological process: iron incorporation into metallo-sulfur cluster; intracellular iron ion homeostasis. The transcript has 2 exons. The coding region runs from base 36 to 560 and encodes 174 amino acids. Gene Ontology annotation, cellular component: mitochondrion. Gene Ontology annotation, molecular function: ferric iron binding; 2 iron, 2 sulfur cluster binding; ferroxidase activity.